This is a messenger RNA of Penicillium daleae, 1314 nucleotides long. Its product is annotated as arginyltransferase. Lineage: Eukaryota; Fungi; Ascomycota; Eurotiomycetes; Eurotiales; Aspergillaceae. The transcript is spliced from 9 exons. Gene Ontology annotation, cellular component: cytoplasm. Gene Ontology annotation, molecular function: arginyl-tRNA--protein transferase activity. The coding region runs from base 1 to 1314 and encodes 437 amino acids. Gene Ontology annotation, biological process: protein arginylation. The record is from RefSeq and is a predicted model, not a curated record.
AUGGAGCCCGUUGACGCCGAACGCGCGCGACAGCUGUCGCUCUUCCGGCCCCUAGGCUACCAGCGCAAUUCUUGUGGUUACUGUAAAUCCAAUGAUGGAAGCGUCUCAUAUUACACCAGCUCCGUGGUCGUGCGGCCUGAGCACUAUGAGGAGCUCAUCCAUCGAGGAUGGAGACGAUCGGGCAAGCUUUACUAUAAGCAGAACCUGCAACGGUCAUGUUGUCCGCAUUAUACGAUGAGGCUGGAGGCAGACGCCUACCAGCCUCGUCGUGACCAGCGCAAAGCCAUCAAUCGCUGGAACAAGUUCAUUCUGGGCCCAGAGUAUAUCCGCAAGGCGGCUCGGCUCUGCCCGCGGACUCGAGAGGAAAAGCGGCAUCGGAAGUGUAACUUUGACCUACAGGCCGCAGUAAACGAGGCAGAGUACAGCAAUGUCAAGCGUCCCAUCGAUCCAGUGACCAAACGCCCGCUGGAGCCGGCGCACAAGUUCGAGGUCAACCUCGAGGCCGACUCGGUUUCCAAGGCCAAGUUCGAUCUAUUUGUCAAAUACCAGACGACGGUCCACAAAGAGGAUGUCUCUCGCUGGAAGACAAAGGACUUUGAACGGUUUCUAUGCUCCGGCAUCAAACGAUCUCCCAAUCCGAUCACCAAGUCGAAUGCGGCCGAGAAGAAGCUGGGAUCAUGGCAUCAGUGUUACCGGCUAGACGGCAAGCUGAUUGCCGUUGCGGUGCUGGAUCUAGUCCCGAGGGGAGUGAGCUCGGUCUACAUUUUCUAUGACCCCGAUUACGAGCACUGGGAGUUUGGCAAGCUGAGCGCAAUGCGUGAGAUCGCCUUUGCGCAAGAGAAUAACUAUGCGUACUAUUAUAUGGGAUAUUACAUUCACAGCUGCGUCAAGAUGCGGUACAAGGGCAACUUCAGACCCCAGUACAUUCUCGACCCCGAAUCUUACGACUGGGACCCACUCGAUGGCGAGCUCUCCCAAAAGCUCGACACCCAGCCCUACGUCUCCCUAUCCCGGGAACGGGCUCCCCAAGACGCCAGACCGUUCCCAGAUAUUGCCCCGGACGUGGACGAAACAGACCUAUCUCUCUUUGACAUUAACAUGCCUGGGGUAUUAACGCUGGAAGAGGUGAAAGCCCUGGAUCUGGACCAUUGGCAUCUACUGUAUCAUGGCUCGUUUGUGCAGAUGGAUGAUCUUGUUGGCUGGGAGAGAAUGCCUGUGGAUAGUCCGCAGUCGGUCAAGGGUAUUGUUGCUGAGCUUGCUGCGGUUCUUGGACCGAAGCUUGUGAAAGAUAGUGCUGUGGUUCUAUUUGAUUGA